GGCGGCGGCAGCAGAGGAGAGAGCGGGAGGAGGGAGGGAAGGCAGGAAGAGGGCAGCCGAAGGCCGGGCCAGGUGGCUCGACCGGGUGCUGGCUGCGCUGCUCUCGGUUCCGACGGCCUCUCUCAUGCGUUGAGGGCGCCCGGCUGGGCCGGACCGGCGGCCGGAGGGGAGGCUCCUCUCCAUGGUCCAGAAGACCAGCAUGUCCCGGGGCCCUUACCCAUCCUCCCAGGAGAUCCCCAUGGAGGUCUUCGACCCCAGCCCACAGGGCAAAUACAGCAAGAGGAAAGGGCGGUUCAAAAGGUCGGAUGGGAGCACAUCCUCGGAUACAACAUCCAACAGCUUUGUCCGCCAGGGAUCAGCAGAGUCCUAUACCAGCCGUCCGUCAGACUCCGAUGUGUCUCUGGAGGAGGACCGGGAAGCCUUAAGGAAGGAGGCGGAACGCCAGGCAUUAGCCCAGCUCGAGAAAGCCAAGACCAAGCCAGUGGCAUUCGCUGUGCGGACAAAUGUCGGCUACAACCCAUCUCUAGGGGAUGAGGUGCCUGUUCAGGGAGUGGCCAUCACCUUCGAGCCCAAGGACUUCCUGCACAUCAAAGAGAAAUACAAUAAUGACUGGUGGAUUGGGCGACUGGUGAAGGAGGGCUGCGAGGUCGGCUUCAUCCCCAGCCCCGUCAAACUGGACAGCCUGCGCCUGCUGCAGGAACAGAAGCUGCGCCAGAAUCGCCUCAGCUCCAGCAAAUCAGGUGACAACUCGAGCUCCAGUCUGGGAGACGUGGUGACUGGCACCCGCCGCCCCACGCCCCCUGCCAGUGGUAAUGAAAUGACUAACUUAGCCUUUGAACUAGACCCCCUGGAGUUAGAGGAUGAGGAGGCGGAGCUCGGUGAGCAUAGUGGCUCUGCCAAGACUAGCCUUAGCGGUGUCACCACCCCGCCACCCCACGGCACGCGCAUCCCCUUCUUCAAGAAGACAGAGCAUGUGCCCCCCUAUGACGUGGUACCUUCCAUGAGGCCCAUCAUCCUGGUGGGACCGUCGCUCAAGGGCUAUGAGGUUACAGACAUGAUGCAGAAAGCUUUAUUUGACUUCUUGAAGCAUCGGUUUGAUGGCAGGAUCUCCAUCACUCGUGUGACAGCGGACAUUUCCCUGGCUAAGCGCUCGGUCCUCAACAACCCCAGCAAACACAUCAUCAUCGAGCGUUCAAACACACGCUCCAGCCUGGCUGAGGUUCAGAGCGAGAUCGAGCGCAUCUUCGAGCUAGCCCGGACCCUUCAGUUGGUUGCUCUGGAUGCCGACACCAUCAACCACCCAGCCCAGCUCUCCAAGACCUCACUGGCCCCCAUCAUUGUUUACAUCAAGAUCACCUCUCCCAAGGUUCUUCAGAGGCUCAUCAAGUCUCGAGGGAAGUCUCAGUCCAAACACCUCAAUGUGCAAAUAGCAGCUUCGGAGAAGCUCGCGCAGUGUCCCCCCGAAAUGUUUGACAUCAUCCUGGAUGAGAAUCAGCUGGAGGAUGCCUGCGAGCAUUUGGCCGAGUACUUGGAAGCCUAUUGGAAGGCCACACACCCGCCCAGCAGCACUCCGCCCAAUCCGCUGCUGAACCGCACCAUGGCGACUGCAGCCCUUGCCGCCAGCCCUGCCCCUGUCUCCAACCUCCAGGGACCAUACCUUGCUUCCGGGGACCAGUCGCUGGAACGGGCCACCGGGGAGCACGCCAGCGUGCACGAGUACCCGGGGGAGCUGGGCCAGCCCCCAGGCCUUUACCCCAGCAGCCAGCCGCCAGGCCGGGCGGGCACCCUGCGGGCACUGUCCCACCAAGACACGUUUGAUGCCGACACCCCUGGCAACCGAAACUCUGCCUACACGGAGCAGGGAGACUCGUGUGUGGACAUGGAGACUGACCCCUCCGAGGGGCCAGGGCUUGGAGACCCUGCAGGGGGCAGCACCCCACCAGCCCGACAGGGAUCCUGGGAGGAUGAGGAAGACUAUGAAGAGGAGCUGACCAACAACCGGAACCGCGGCCGGAAUAAGGCGCGCUAUUGCGCGGAGGGCGGGGGUCCAGUUCUGGGACGCAACAAGAAUGAGCUGCAGGGUUGGGGGCGGGGCGUCUACAUCCGCUGA
This is a messenger RNA of Mesoplodon densirostris (Blainville's beaked whale), 2110 nucleotides long. It is a transcript of the gene CACNB1, whose product is annotated as calcium voltage-gated channel auxiliary subunit beta 1. Gene Ontology annotation, molecular function: protein binding; high voltage-gated calcium channel activity. Lineage: Eukaryota; Metazoa; Chordata; Mammalia; Artiodactyla; Ziphiidae. Bases 182 to 2110 code for a protein of 642 amino acids. The transcript is spliced from 14 exons. The record is from RefSeq and is a predicted model, not a curated record. Gene Ontology annotation, biological process: calcium ion transmembrane transport; chemical synaptic transmission; neuromuscular junction development. Gene Ontology annotation, cellular component: voltage-gated calcium channel complex.